Xyrauchen texanus (razorback sucker) is the source of this 1197-nucleotide messenger RNA. RefSeq names its product ribonuclease, RNase K a (gene rnaseka). Gene Ontology annotation, molecular function: RNA endonuclease activity. The transcript has 3 exons. Bases 170 to 475 code for a protein of 101 amino acids. The record is from RefSeq and is a predicted model, not a curated record. Lineage: Eukaryota; Metazoa; Chordata; Actinopteri; Cypriniformes; Catostomidae.
AUUUGAUCGGGUGACUGUUGACAUCGAUCUCGCCGAGACGUGUAAAACUAAAACAAUAACGCAGGUGGCUUCAAAAAGUACAAAUGACGGCCGUGUAAGGUUUAUUUAAUUUGAAACUGUCCUCAGACAUCUCAAGGUAACAGAAAUCUGGAAAGUAUUUAUUAGAAAAAUGGCUUCUUUACUUUUUUGCGGUCCUAAACUGGCAGCAUGUGGACUGGUCUUAAGCAUCUGGGGUGUCAUUAUGCUGGCAGUGCUGGGGAUUUUCUUCACCACACAUUCAGCCGUGCUCAUAGAAGACGUGCCUUUUACAGAGGAAGACAUGCACAACUUGGAGACACCAUUGCAGAGCAUUUAUAAACUGUACAACCAAGUUGGAUACAAUUGCUUCAUUGCAGCAGCGAUCUAUGUGUUAAUAGGAUUCUUGUCAUUUUGUCAGGUUCGCCUCAACAAACGCAAGGAAUUUCUGGUGCAUUAGCACUGCCUAGUGAUUGGAGUUUAACCAUACUUCUAACUUCCUUUCAUAAAGUGUGAGAUUGACUUUAUGAUUAACCUGUACCUCACUAAUAUGACAUUUUUGUUGUUGUCAUCAUGGUUGUUGUGCUAUUCUGAGCUGCGGAUUCCAGAUUUUGCCUUUACAACUAUAGAGUACAUUUUGUAUAAUUGUGAGCCAUUUUCAGACUAGAACAUUUUAAAGGGCCUCUAGUUGGUUAUAAAGAAAGAUUUGAAACUGUAAAUACAUCAAUGGUAUUAGAACAUUUUUCUAUAUAUAAGAAAUAGACUUUUCUGUACUUAAAUAUACAUUAUGUAGAGGGUGUUCAUAAUGUAACAAAGUCAGCACGUAUUUUCCUAUAGCUGCUAUGUACUAUGAUGCUGUAACAAGUAACUCUCUUCAUCUGGAAAAAGACUGAACUUGAUAUCAACUCUAUAAAUGAUUUGCAUUUCAUGAAUCAACAAUCAAGAAAUAUUAAUGGGAAAAUCAUAUUGAGAAAAAAAAUAAAAAAUAUUUACAUAAGCACACCAAACUAUUUCUGCUUACUCAAAAGCUCCUGAUAAAGCUGCUAGUCUCAGCUGUGUCUUGGCAAGGCACUCUUGGUUUUAUUUGCAUUUGUGUUCAUCUGCUUCACAGAAGAUUAUCAGAGUCGAACCAUUGGACUUUCAAACAUCAUGAACAUCCUAUUUUGCUGGUGACAUUUGCAA